Molecule: messenger RNA, 549 nt
Organism: Camellia sinensis
Lineage: Eukaryota; Viridiplantae; Streptophyta; Magnoliopsida; Ericales; Theaceae
Source: RefSeq, a predicted model, not a curated record
AUGGAUAGAAGGUUAAUUGAGGCUGCCCAGAUGGGUAAUGUUGACCUUUUGCUCAAUUUGAUCAAAUAUGAUUCCCUAAUUCUACACUCUGCUUCAUUAGCAGAGGGAGAGACUCCAUUACACAUUGCUUCCAUGGCUGGCCACCUCAAUUUUGUACAACAAAUACUAACAUUGAGGCCAGAAUUUGCCACGGAGCUCAACCAAGACGGUUUUAGUCCCCUCCAUAUUGCCUCGGCAAAUGGGUAUCUAGAGAUUGUUAAAGAGCUCUUGAAAGUGGAUCGUGAUAUGUGUGCGGUGAGGGGAAGAGAGAAGAGGAUACCCCUCCACUACGCGGUGAUCAAGGGUAGAAUUCAUGUUAUGAAGGAAUUGCUCGCUGCUAGCCCGGAUUCUGUUGAACACGUCACGGUUCGGGGAGAGACUGCCCUUCACCUUGCAGUCAAGAAGAAUCAAAUUGAAGGGUUGAGAGUGUUGGUGGAACAUAUCAAGGAUUUCAAGAAAGUGGGUGUUUUGAAUAUGAAGGAUAGCAUGUCAACACCAUCUUGCACCUAG